Molecule: messenger RNA, 1071 nt
Organism: Nestor notabilis (Kea)
Lineage: Eukaryota; Metazoa; Chordata; Aves; Psittaciformes; Psittacidae
Gene: FAM107B
Product: family with sequence similarity 107, member B
Exons: 3
Coding region: 63-461 (132 amino acids)
Source: RefSeq, a predicted model, not a curated record
UUACAGAUACUGUGAACAAGGAUACUGAACCCAAAGAUCCAUAUCCCAUUCCAAGAAAGAUUAUGGCUGAACCAGACUACAUAGAUGAUGACAAUCCUGAAUUAAUUAGACCUCAGAAAUUAAUUAAUCCUGUGAAGUCAUCCCGGAAUCAUCAAGAUCUCCAUAGAGAACUGCUCAUGAAUCAGAAAAGGGGUCUUGCACCUCAGAACAAACCAGAGCUACAGAAGGUGAUGGAGAAAAGGAAACGAGAUCAAGUUAUUAAACAACAAAAAGAAGAGGAAGCACAAAAGAAGAAAUCAGACCUGGAAAUAGAGCUACUGAAACGGCAGCAGAAACUGGAGCAGCUGGAACUGGAGCAACAGAAGAUGCAGGAAGAGCAGGAAAACGCACCUGAAUUUGUCAAAGUCAAGGGCAACUUGAGGAGGACGGUCCAGGAAGCAACAGAAGCACCAGACUCCUAGAGCCAGCGCCUGCUAAGACUUCCAGCUUUCCUGCAGAGAGAGGCUUUUGCAAGUUGUCUCAGUUUUGCCCCUCGAGAGGAAAAUAACAGCAUCCAGCUGACACCUCCUGAAGAUGAGAUUUGUAAUUCCUGGGACGUGUGGAUUAAAAAGACAGCACCGUAAACAGAUCGACUUGCCAAAUGCAGUCCUGAGAUCAAUGGACAAGGAGCCCGUUUGUCAGUUCAGUGUCAUGGACCAGUCUGAUGUGCUUACUCAGAGAUUUCAACCAGGGAUACUAGAGAAACUCCUUUAGUGUUGCACUGCUUUAUCUCUUGUGAUCCUAGUUUAGUGGAGAUACACAGAUCAUAUUUUGCUUUAAAACAGAACAAAAAUCCUCCUGUGAUAUCUUACAAAGCUUUGCUGUGCAGGUAGAUUUUCUCCAUCUAGACCUUGUAUAUCCUAGAAGAAUUUGUGUUUAUUGGAAUUUCAAUCAGAUCUGGAGGGAUAUGAGGUAUGUUGAUUGCUGAUGCCCAUCCCCACUAGGAUAGGCAGGUGUAGGCAAGAUGAGAAUGCUUAAAAUUCACCAGCAGUGAGAAAUUAAGCAGCCUUAAAUCCCAUUUCUCCCUGUUUG